AUGUUGGUGGAAAUGCUUAGGAUGAAGAGGGAGGUGAUCGAAGAUGUUGCAAUAAUAGGGGGAUUGGUAGGGGUGCAAUUUGUGUAUGCUGGGAAUUCUGUGUUGCUGAGUUAUUUUAUGUCUUUGGGGCUUGACCCUCUCACCAUUGUUAUUUUCUCUACCUUGGCCACUUUCAUCAUCCUCUCUCCUAUUGCUGCUUUUUUUGAAAGGCAUACAUGGCCCUCGAAAGUCAGCUUGAAGUUGAUGAUUCAGUUGGUUUUGAUCGCCUUUGGAGGGGUAACUUUAUUCCAGACCUUAGUCCUAAAGGGCAUCAAGCUAACUUCACCAGCAAUGGCAACAGCCAUGCCAAACCUUGCUCCUGGUUUUAUUUUCAUCAUCGCAUGUACUGUUAGAUUGGAGAGAGUGAAAAUUAGUUGCCUCUACAGCAAAGUGAAGAUUCUAGGCACAUUGCUAUGUGUGCUAGGCGCUAUCACAAUGAGCAUAAUGCAAAGCACUACCACUCCUGCGGAAAGAGAGGCCCAAUUUCAAGCUCGUGCUCCUGAUGUUGUCUUUGAUAGGCAGAAAAUUAUUGGUUGCUUGUAUCUCCUCUCUGCUGUGUUUGUCUUGUCCAGCAAUAUUGUCUUACAGGCUACAACAUUGCGUGAUUUUCCUGCACCUAUGUCCUUGUGCGCCAUAACAUCUUUGAUAGGGGUGUUUAUAACUGCAGCAGUACAAUUUGUUCAAGAUCGCAAGAUAGAAACUGAUUGGCCACUUGUGAGUGCAAAAGACUUGGUUGGCUUUUCUCUACUGGCAGGUACAGUGAGUGGAGUAUGUGUGAGCUUCAAUGGAUGGGCAAUGAAGAAAAGAGGGCCUGUUCUGGUUUCCAUGUUUAGCCCCAUUGGAACAGUCUGCUCAGUUGUUCUCUCACUUGUGACAUUGGGAGAGAGCAUCAGUGUUGGAAGCUUUGCUGGCAUGUGCCUCAUGUUUACUGGCCUCUACUUCUUCCUAUGGGCCAAGGGCAAGGAAGUUUACUUAGAUGUUGUUGACCUUGAAAGUGAGUUUGAUGCAGAGAAGCCUCUAUUAAGUUGA
Messenger RNA from Prunus armeniaca (apricot), 1068 nucleotides. The record is from the annotation of a GenBank genome assembly. Lineage: Eukaryota; Viridiplantae; Streptophyta; Magnoliopsida; Rosales; Rosaceae.